Molecule: messenger RNA, 513 nt
Organism: Parnassius apollo (apollo)
Lineage: Eukaryota; Metazoa; Arthropoda; Insecta; Lepidoptera; Papilionidae
Source: the annotation of a GenBank genome assembly
AUGGAGAUUGUUGAUACGAACAUCUUGCCAGUUGGCGAGAAGAUAGAGCGGCCCCUUCAUCUUAGGAGGAUGCGUACUUGGAGACCGCAUUCAAGACCCUAUCCAGAAGUGAUAGUACCCCCGGCGCCACUUUCUCCAGAACUUUCACCUUCUCCUGUACUGCCUUCAAGACCCUGCUCUGAGGUGAUGGAUCCAUCGCCUCCUAGUGCCGAUGCUGCUAUUGAUGAAUCACAACUUUCCCCAGCUCUUGCACCUUCACCUGAUCUGUUUGUGGAAUGUGGUGGUAGUUCAAUCAGCAGCACACCAUCUAGGAAGCCGGUACAUCGUAUUCGUCCUCGUCAGACUUUCCAAGACGAUGAUAUUAGUUUUCAUUUAAAUUAUGGAAGCGAACCGGAGUCUAACGAAAGCGACGAUGAUGAGGGAGUGAUACCGGCGUUUGUACCGAGGAAGUUCCGGUUGAUGAUGGACACGGCAGAAACUGAUGAUUAUCCCAUCAAUUUUGAACGGCCUACC